This is a messenger RNA of Homarus americanus (American lobster), 5915 nucleotides long. RefSeq names its product insulin-like growth factor-binding protein complex acid labile subunit. The transcript is spliced from 3 exons. Bases 569 to 2545 code for a protein of 658 amino acids. NCBI's taxonomy places the organism in Eukaryota, Metazoa, Arthropoda, Malacostraca, Decapoda, Nephropidae. The record is from RefSeq and is a predicted model, not a curated record. Gene Ontology annotation, cellular component: extracellular matrix. Gene Ontology annotation, molecular function: protein binding.
CCACCGAGCAGUGAGGAGGUGAAGUCUGGCGGUCUGUACGACGUGGGCUGUGUGUGCGUGGUGAUGAUUGGCGACGCUGUGCGAGUCUUCUAGUCAAAACUUAUCCAAUAAAAACUUGCGACUUGAAACACACAUUAUAUUUUCAUCAGCUGAGGGAAACUUUUGGAUUUAUUAAAAAAAAAAGUGUAAUACUAACUGAAGAAUUUCCACCAUAUAAUACGAAAGUUGUUAUCGCGAGGAUAUCUUUCCGCGAUGCAGAUUACGUAUAAAUAACGUAUCUGUGGGCGAACUGGACUGGUGAGGGUGGCCAACAAUUAAAUGAUAAUCGGAGAGUGUAGUUAUGGGUGUGUGUGACCUAUAAACAGUGAUCGCCAGGUAUAAGAGUCCCAGUGUUAGAGGCAGUUGGCCAAGCUAGUGAGCGAAAGGCAGCAACAGGGAGGAAAUCUUCAAGUGACAGCCACCGACACCACGACACUAUGUUUCAGUGGUGAGAGCUGUCAGUGGCCUAGUCAGCCUGCCUGGAGUAGGCUCCGGCUGUGCUGGGACCACGCCAGUCACAGUUGUGCGGAUGCGGCUGCUGUGUGUAGCAGCGGCGGCGUGUGUGGCGGCGGCGGCGUGUGUGGCCGCUGCCCCACCAGGUUCCUGCCCCCGUAUGUGCUUCUGUCCCCUUGACCUGCGAGGCCGUCGCCAGGUGAUUUGCAAUACAGGAGGGCUUGUGGACCCCCUUCCUGUGCUAGACAUGCCCUCUGACGCCGAGGUGCUGGAGAUUGGCUCACCACCAGGUCGCCCCAACACCAUCACUCUCGGCCCCAUUUUUAAAGAACAUCGCCGUCUAGAGAUGCUGAGCGUGACGGGCUCAGGUGUGCCCGCGUUAGGGGCCCACUCUUUCUGGGGACUCAGGCGCCUCCAUACCCUCAACGUCUCUCACAACGCCAUCACCGCCAUUAUCGACACUAAUUUCCGGGGUGCCGACAACCUACAUACGCUGGACUUGAGUCACAACCAGGUGGAGUCGGUGCCGUCUGCAGUGUUUCGCCACAUACGGAAUCUUCGCUACCUCAGUCUGGCAAACAAUCGCCUACCUGAGAUGGUGCCCAGGCUGCUGUACGGCCUCUCUCUCCUGGAGACUCUCGACAUCAGUCACAAUGCCUUGGGCAUAUUGCCACAUGACCGCUUCAUUGAUUCUCCUAAUUUACGAGAGGUGAGGUGCUCUGCGUGUGGCCUCCAGACUGUCUCAGCUAAACUUCUAGAGGCACUUCCGGAGCUGCGCUUGUUGGACCUUCGACAAAACAGGUUAACGGAGGUGCCGCCGGUGGCGGCGUCGAGACACUUAUCGACGCUGCACCUCGAUGAAAAUCACGUGUCCACGUUGGUGACAAACGGCUUGUCUGGCCCACCAUUGGCCACCCUCACGCUGGCCAAUAAUCGACUAGCCUCAAUGAAUCCCCUGGCCAUGGCCAAUUCUUCUCUCAAACAUUUAGAUCUGGCAUACAACCGGCUGACGAGACUCCGAUCUGACGCCCUGAGCGAUGGUUUCACCAGGCUGAGACACCUACGACUUACCGGCAACCCCAUGCGUGUAGAUAAGCUGGUUCAUGUAAUCCCUCGUACCAGGCAGUUGCGACACCUGGAGCUAGCAGAGAUGGGCAUAACCCAGCUCCCGGGUGACCUGCUCCGCCAGUCACGGCAUCUGAAAAGCCUCAAUAUGUCCGGGAACUACCUGUCAGAGUUCCCGGUGUCUGCAUUGUUCGCUACUCCCCACCUCACUAUCCUCGACCUCUCUCACAAUAAUUUCCGCGGGCUGGAACGAGACUUGGUCACUGCCUUUACUACCAUGGCUUCACUGGAGAAAGUAUGGAUGCAGGGAAAUCCAUGGCAAUGCCAGCGGUGCCAUGUGGCCCCCAUGCUUGACUGGUUGAAGGAUCCCCAUGCCUCCCGCCAUCCUCACGCAGAGUCUGUGUGUCGCAUUAUGCCCAUGUCGCCGAGGUGCCUCAGGUGUUCGGGGCCGCCGGAGCUGGCUGGUAAGGAACUGCAGCUACUGGACAAGGCCCACGUGCCCGAGUGUGUCGAUGAUGCCCCAGCGUGGCCAGCUUGGUUAGGAGAUAAACAGAGCGACGAACGACGACCACCCCGUGACCAUCUCAGCACAGACUCUAGUAAAGACAUGACUGAGAGCCUCGAUAUAUUCUUCGGCGACCACAUGGCACUUAUUGUGGGCGUAGGUUGCGGUCUGGUGCUGGCGCUGCUGCUGGUGAUCGUCGCUGCUCUCCUGUUGGCACGAAGACAUUCGGCUUUAUAUUAUACGAACGAACCCGCAGACCAAGAUUCCUCCCAGAAGCUGAUGAGCCGGAACAACAAUGAUAACAGCCCACCAGGCCCUAGAAGUCCCCCCCGCGCCUCUACGCCGUACACUCCUCGUAGCGGAGCCUCAAUCGCCACUAUUGAGGAGGUUGACAGCAUCGCAGGGUCUACUAUUGACCUACAAGUCGGUAAAGAGCUGAGAGCCCCGAGGAUCGUGCGGCUGGCAGCGUCUCCCCUACCUUAAAGUGACCAGAACCUGGGUCCUUGGAACACACCGUCGAGGGUUCCUAAGAGGGGAUUCUGAUUAGGGUCUCUUAUAAAGAGGAUGUCUCUGAAAAGGGUACUUGAGUGGAGUCCCUAAGAGAGGGGCAUCCAAGGCAUGGGAGGAGUGUGAAGGGCAAGCUGGCAAGACAGGCUGCGACACCAACCGCAACGUUGCAACACAACCCUCCCGCCUCACCAGUGUAUUGUGUCACCCCCUUGGCCUUGCGUCCCUUACUGUCACCAUUUUGGCCUUAUCUGAUGUUGUCACCAGUCUCAGUUCUCCUGCAGCGCUGAUACCAUCUAGAUCUUGCAUACACUGUUCAACCAGUGUUGCCAGAAUGACCCCUCCACCUCAUCUGCAAGUAAACAAUAAACAUACUGGUCCCCAAAUCUGUCAAGUGUGAAAAUAACAAACUUAUGCCCGUGAAUAUUUUGUGCCUUGAUACUGAGCAUCUCACUCACUCGAUAUUGAAAUUGUUAAGAAUAAACGGUUUGAGGUUCAGCAAGUACAAGUUAACGUGUAUCAGCUUAUGGAAAAAAAGCGAAACAGAUGUCACGCUGUACGUGUGUUAUAGUAGUGUGGCCAAGACUCCAGCUCACACCAGUGUGUUUGGUGAUGACGCCCGUCGCCCUGGACGCUGUGGGUUGCAACAGGACCCCACUGGUCAUGUGACAGCUUAAGUUCCACACCUUGACACUGUUGACACACUCCUCUAAAUACAGCCCUGCUCAAAUAGCUCCCCGCCCCAAGUUCCAAUAGGCCCCAAAUUCUAAUGGGCCCCAGUCCUAAAGGGCCUUAAUCUUUUCAGUUACGUUAAGUUGAGGUCUAUCAGAACAGGGGCCCAUUCAACCAGGUUCGAAUCUCGAUAAAGGACUAGCUUAAUCGCACAUCUCUAACUUUAUUUGGCAUCUGGUUCUCUAUAUAAAUAUUUUUCGCUUUAUUUUUUCUGUACAUGUUUAGGAUACCUUUGUCCUCAAGUUCAUGGUUUAUGUUAAAGUAGUUAAAUGUCAGAUAAUGAAAUAUUUUCUUAAUGUAUUUUAUGGAGCCUUCCGGGUGUCUGACUCACUUAAUGAUGACUUACACGACCAUAAUAUGCUUUAUAUAAAUAAUAAUUACUUGUCUUUAAUAUGUAUCACACGAUAAGUGAUUAAAUAGAAUCCAGUCAUAAUAGAUCCCAAUCUUAAUCCUAAUCCCUAACCCUAAGGAAACGUCACAACUAUUGGGUUCAGAUAUUAAUGAUUAAGCUGGAUUCUAUUAAGAGCUGAAACCCAUUUGGCCUGAAAUCAACCAAAAUUAACAAAAAUACAUAGAAUUCUAAGUGAGUUUAUUAUUAAUAAACUCGAUAAAACAUUCAGCAGUAAUGAAAUCGUCGAAUGGUUAAAUGAUAGGCUUUAAUUAGGGUUGUAAAAAAAAGAAAAAGAAAUUAGUCUUAAGAAAACAAUUAAAUAACACAUUUUCUUUACUAUAUAGAAAGUCUGAUCUACACCAGGGGAGGAGGAGAGGGAGAGGGACUGGCCAACUGCUUGUAUGGUAAAAAAAAUCAAAGCAAGAUAAACACAGACGAGAGACAACAUUCAUAAACAUUAAACUAUCUUGUGUUCAUAAAAAAAUACACACACACACACACCCCCAAUAUGUCAUUCUUUAAGUAGCUCACAAAUAUACUCUUGUAUAUUGAUUUUGGUGAAAAGUAAAUAUGCUUGACCCUCCUGAGCUACUGAUAAUGGUACAGUAUUUGUAUUUAACUGAGGCAUAUUAUCGAUGGAGAAUAUGCUCUUCAGAUGCUAAUAAUCUACUGGUCAAAACACAUCCCAUUUAAGAAUCUUACAAUACCUUCCUCAGCGCCUUCAGUAGUCACAUACAACUCUCUCAAGAUUCCCGCCACUUGCCACCAAUUGUAGUUUUCCAAUUUUCUGUCAAUAUUUGCUUACCGAUCAUUAUAAAGAACGUACACACCGGAUAAUUGAUUGUAUUUGAAAUGUCUUAAGAUGUUACUAGGAUUAAUUUACAGUUAGAGAGAUCAUAAAUCAAUAUGUAAAUGAGCGACAACAUGACUUUAACUUCACAAGGAGAAACGGGGAAAACAAAAGCAAUACAACAGAUAAAUAUAACACUGAUUUUUUUUUAUCUCUGUUAGACGCUUCUGGAAUAUGAAGUCACACAGACAGAAACAAACACAUACACUUUAUAUGGUUGUUGUAGCAUGGUAAUGUAAGGUGCAGGCGAGUGUAUAGGUUUACUGGUGUAGUCAUGAUAACACUUUGUUCCGAUAAGGUUAAACUACUGUACUGUGUCCUCCUGUGUGGGGACAAAUAACACAACUUAACCUUAACAGCUGAAUUAAUGGCUAACUUAAGGGACCUUUAUCUUAAUAAGUAAAUAAAAUAGAGAUAAGAUAAGAAUCACAAGAAGAUUUAAGGUAGAUAACAUUUGUUUACUUGUACAUAUAUAUUUUUUUCAUGAAUUUGCAUUUCGUCAAGGGUACCAAAGUGAAACAGACGAGGUGGAAGGACAUACUGUUUAUAAGGUCUUGUAAUCCUGUCGUUCUUAUCCACCAUACUGUAAGCGUUAAUUUGUUCCAAAAUAUGAAGAGUUAACUAAAUUGUAAAUCAGUGUUGGUUGCUAAAUACAAACUUAUAUGUAUGAUGUAUUGUCUGGUUAAGGAACAACUUUGAAUACUCGUCUGUUUGUUUCCAAGUAAUGAGAGACAGCUUGCUGGAUGUAAACAAACUAUGCCUGUUGAUGGUUGGAACCCGCCAACAUGGGCCAACACCUCCUCCACGGACGGGAACUGUUGCCUUAGUAGUGUGUACCUCUGAACUUUGUCAAUUUUUUAUUCUACACAUUAUUAACCCCUUCGGUGCCAUUAUCACACUUUAUCGUUUUUUUUCUGACUACCACAGACAAUUGUAUUCAACAGCUUAAAGGUUAAAACAAAAAUUAACCAGAUGUAACGUGGAAAUAUUUUUUUUUUUCAUUUAGAGAGUUAGCUUUGGAAAACCUACAGCGGUUUCAAUUGUAACAUUAUCAAAAGUUUUCAUUUCAGUUACUGGAUAUGACGUAAAGUCCAAACAAAACAUUUAGAAAAAAAAAUUAAAUAUCUUAAAAAUUUGGAAAACUUUUGAUGAAAUGUUCACUCGCAUAUCCAAGAGCAUGUAACACCACCACGACUCUCCUUGAUGUACGUGUUAAAAAUCUGUCUUUAAACAUUUAGCACCAUGGAGUCGUCUUUGUUGUGCCCUAACGUAAUGACAAGUUCCAUGAACCCAAUCUGUGAUACUAAACCGUGUAAGGGAAUAACACUUGUAUUUUCUGGUAUUGUGAAAAUAUACUUAAAAUUGUAUUAUAA